This is a messenger RNA of Helicoverpa zea (corn earworm), 1457 nucleotides long. RefSeq names its product carbohydrate sulfotransferase 4-like. Gene Ontology annotation, molecular function: N-acetylglucosamine 6-O-sulfotransferase activity. NCBI's taxonomy places the organism in Eukaryota, Metazoa, Arthropoda, Insecta, Lepidoptera, Noctuidae. The transcript is spliced from 5 exons. The record is from RefSeq and is a predicted model, not a curated record. Gene Ontology annotation, biological process: sulfur compound metabolic process; N-acetylglucosamine metabolic process. The coding region runs from base 126 to 1433 and encodes 435 amino acids.
GAGGUAUUUAGUUAAGCCAUAGUUAUGUGUCAACCGUGACAGACGCACGUCUUUAAAGUAAAAGUUAAAGAGAUUCGUUUUAAUUUAACCUUAAAUAAAAUAAACACAAAAAUAUAUUUUCGAUAAUGCGGCGAACUAAUAAUUACUGGCUAUGUUACUCCUUGAGCUUCAGUUUUUUUCUUCUACUGAUUAUAGUUGUAAAUCAAUUCAAUAGUAACACAUAUCUUCUUACAACCACUGCUAAUCGAAAAAACAUUCAGAUUAUAAUAAGAGUGGAAGAUGGAGCAGAAACAUACACGAAAGAGAUACUUAUUGUUGACGAGCUCAAUGAUUCAACAGCAAUAGAAGGAAAGCCUAUUCAGAAUAAAUUGUCAACCAUGCAGAAUAAUACCCAAAUGACAGAGGUUAUUGAAAAGAUUUUAGAAGAUGCACGUACGAAUAUCAAGAAUGAGCUCUCUAAUUAUAACUUUUCAUAUUCUGGUGCUAAUUUACUGGAAGAUUUAGUCAUGGAAUCUGGAGGACAACCACAGCGUACUUUAAUUAUUUCUUCAUGGCGAUCAGGAUCGACUUUUUUUGGAGAUUUGAUAGAUUCUAUUCCAAGCAGUUACUAUCAUUAUGAACCACUGCUCAUGUUUGGAAUCAAACAAAUUCGAACGCCUGCAGAAGCUGGCGAAGCUCUCAAAAUUGUAAAAAACAUGUUCAAAUGUAAUUUCGAUGGUUUGGAAGAGUAUUUUGAAUUUGAGAGCAAAGACUUAGAUUUGUUUAGUCAUAGCACCAGACUAUGGGACUAUUGUAAGUAUGACAACAAAAACGACUUGUGUUUCGACGCGGAAUUUACCUCACGACUAUGUAAGCUGUUCCCUUUCCAGAGCAUGAAGCUAGUCAGACUGAGAUUACGACUUGUUGAGGAAAUUAUAAAAGAUAAAGAUCUCAACGUGAAGGUAAUUCUAUUGACUCGAGACCCCCGGGGUCUGAUGCAGUCGAGGCGUCAGCGACACUUCUGUGAGCUGUCUUCAGAUUGUUGGGAACCCUCCCUGGUCUGCGCCGACAUGAUCAGUGAUUAUGUAGCAGCGAAAAGUAUACUGCAAAAAUAUCCUGAUAGACUUCUAGUGAUAAGAUUUGAAGAAUUAGUACUACAACAGAACACAACACUAGAGAGAAUUUUAAAUUUCCUCGACAUUGACGCGAGGAAGGCAUUUAAUGAUUUUCUACAGACGCACACUAACGUAGAGGUAGCUGGAGUUCAUUCUACUUUCAAAGUCUCUCGUAAUAUUCCUUUUAAGUGGAAACAUACGUUGGACUUUACUUACAUUAGUGAAUUACAGAUGGCAUGUAAGGAAGCAAUGCACUUAUGGGGCUAUAAGAUGGCCUACAAUCAGACUCAUAUGACAAGCGAAGAUUUUAACCCAGUAGACGACUAUAAAAUAUCUUAAUAAAAUUAUUUCAGUCUUAGACAA